Lachancea lanzarotensis is the source of this 1749-nucleotide messenger RNA. It is a transcript of the gene HRP1, whose product is annotated as LALA0S05e04786g1_1. The record is from RefSeq and is a predicted model, not a curated record. Gene Ontology annotation, molecular function: RNA binding. Lineage: Eukaryota; Fungi; Ascomycota; Saccharomycetes; Saccharomycetales; Saccharomycetaceae. The transcript has a single exon. The coding region runs from base 1 to 1749 and encodes 582 amino acids.
AUGAGUUUCUCAGACGACGAAGACUUUAACGACAUCUACGGUGACGACUCCAAUGACGCCUCCAACACCACAUCGACAACAACUGCCACUACGGCAGCUGCUGAACCCGCAAAGUCCGAAUUAACAAACGAUUCAGCUCCGGCUUCUAACUCUGCAGAAACGGCCACCAAUGAAGGUUCGGCUGCAGCGGCUCCAGUUUCGUCCGGAACCUCGUCUUUGGACCAAUUGGCGGCACUUCAAGCUCUGUCUUCCAACUUGAAUCAACUCCAACAAGCCGCCAACGGUGGAGCUGCUUCAACCGAGACCCCACAGCAGCAGCAGCAGCAACCAACGCAAGGUCAGACGUCAACUCAAAUUCAAGGCCAAUCUAAUGACACAGCAUCUUUGACUCCAACUGGCUCUUCUGCGCCAGCCCUUCCAAGCAUACCUAGUAUGCCUGGUAUGCCAGGGAUGCCAGGGAUGCCAGCAAUGCCCGGGAUGCCAAAUAUGCAACAAUGGCAACAGCUUCAACAGCUUCAGCAAAACAUGCCUCAGUUUCAACAGGCUGCUUCUCAAGCUGCUAUUCAAGAGAAGACCAACAAGGCAGACCUUUCGCGUGACAUUUGCAAAAUGUUCAUUGGUGGUCUGAAUUGGGAGACUACAGAAGACAACUUGAAAGACUAUUUCACCAAAUACGGUGUAGUCACCGAUCUCAAGAUUAUGAGAGACAAUGCAACGGGCAGAUCCAGAGGUUUUGGAUUUUUGACCUUUGCAGAAGCUUCUAGUGUAGAUGAAGUUGUAAAGACCCAGCACAUUCUUGACGGUAAGGUCAUCGAUCCCAAGAGGGCCAUUCCCCGCGAAGAGCAAGACAAGACGGGUAAGAUUUUUGUAGGUGGAAUCGGUCCGGACGUUAGACCAAAAGAAUUUGAAGAGUUUUUCUCUCAAUGGGGGACUAUCAUAGAUGCGCAGUUAAUGUUGGAUAAAGAUACUGGUAGAUCUAGAGGUUUUGGAUUUAUUACUUAUGACACUCCAGACGCCGUCGAUCGCGUUUGUGAGAAUAAGUUUAUCGAAUUUAAAGGUAAGAGAAUAGAAAUUAAAAGAGCAGAGCCAAGGCAUUUGCAGAAGCAGAUGCAGCAACAAAAGACGCAGACUUUUGGUGGCUCAUCUCAGUUUAAUAUGUUUCAAAACCCAAUGAUGGGGAGCUUCAAUCCUAUGUUCAAUCCUCAAGCUAUGGCAGAAUAUUAUAAUAAAAUGCAAGAAUACUACGCUCAAAUGCAGCAGCAAACUGGCGUCGAUUAUAGUCAAAUGUAUCAACAGCAAAUGCAGCAAAUGCAACAGAUGAUGGGUGGCAUGAUGCCUGGAAUGGGUGCCAUGCCUGGUAUGCCAUCUGGUCAAUCAGAAACGCCAACCCAAGAAUCUUCUGACGUUCCUACAAUUGGAUCUGAAGAACGAUUUGAGGAAGGAGAUGAUAAUGGAGAGAGAGAUGUGGACAGAAGAGCAGCUUCUCCUCCAAUCAAUGCUCCAAGAGGUCCUCGCAUGGGUGGCUCUCGUGGAGACAACCGUGACGGUGGUCGCGAGUUCAAUCGCGAUAGUAAUCGUGACUAUAAUCGGGACAAUAGCCGGGACAACGGUCGCGAUGGAAGCCGUGAUGGAAACCGUGGAAACUAUCGAUCGGGAUUCCGUAACCGUGGUGGUCGCAGUGGAUACCGUGGCGGACGCAGUGGUUACUCAAGGAGAAACAACAACGGAUAUCACCCAUAUUCUACUUAA